CUGCUCAACACUACGCCUUCCUUUCCUGGACUCAUAGUUUCCUCUUCAACUACGAGCGCCUAACCUGCUUUGCCCGUCGUCCCUGGCAAGCCGUUGUCCCCGAAACCCAUCGUGCUCGCCGUCACAAUAGACUGAUUUUGCCCUUCAUGUCUGCUUUGCUUGAGGAUCCACGCGUGGAAUCCGAUGAUGAAGCGACACGCCUCUCGCCCGCCCGCAGCUCGUCGCAGGAAUCCAACCACUCAGCCGACGAGGGCGUGCGUGCGCCUGGAGUGAAGGACGGGUACUUUGGAUAUAACGAGGAGAAGACCUUGCACCAUAUCGAAGAGAAGAUGUGGGCCCAUAGACGCGGCUCCGACGCUGGGACGGCGUCGCGGCCUAUCUCGGCACUGAACUCUCCUCACCUGCGGCCAGAUGCACAUGUGCACCCAGAGCUCGCAGCUCAGCUAGGCAGCCUCAAGCUGUCUGUGCCAGAACCGAACGGCAGCAUCGCGCGAGAGGGAACACCGCAGGAGCAAUGGCUGAUGGCACAGAUCCACGCAUCGCCGUUGUCAGCAGAGUUCGUGCCCAUCUUUGAGUCGCUCAAAAAGUGCUUGGAACUCCGGGAUAAAUACAUGCUCCGUUCCGGCCAGGAUUUGGGCUUCAAUCCCAAGGACUAUGAUGGCGCGUUCACAGGUCUAGAUGACGAUGUUGCAACUGUCUGCGGCGUGCGCCCUGAUGUAGAUUACGAAGCGCAUCCUCCACCGAAAAGCCCGUUCAAUAAGUGGAGGAUUUACCCGAAGCCCCCGCCUCCGCAUUGGCACUGGAAAGGCGCCAACCAACUGAUACCGAGCAACACCGGCUCCGAAAAUGAGGAUGAAGAAGUAUUUUUAUUUGAGAACUGCGAGAUUCCUGGUCCAGACAGUAGGCGCUUUGAGAUUGACGAGAAGGGUGUGUUCCAAGUAUACGAUCGGGCGGAUGAUCAAGUGCCUGCAUACGAUAUUCCAAGUAUCAGAGAAUACUUCAUGGACUUAGAAUAUGUCCUUGGAGUCAUUUCCGAUGGUCCUACAAAAAGCUUCGCAUUCCGAAGGCUGAACUAUCUCUCAAACAAGUUCACCAUGUAUCUCCUCCUGAACGAGACUCAAGAGCUGGCGGAAAUUAAAAGAGUACCUCACCGCGACUUUUACAAUUUACGAAAAGUGGACACACAUGUGCAUCAUUCCAGCAGCAUGAACCAGAAACACCUUCUGCGCUUCAUCAAAGCAAAAAUGAGGAAGAGCCCCGAUGAUGUCGUGAUCUUCCGCGACGGCAAGGAACUGACCCUAGCAGAGGUCUUCAAAUCUUUGAACCUCACAGCAUACGAUCUCUCGAUCGACACCCUAGACAUGCAUGCACAUUUAGACUCUUUCCAUCGAUUUGACAAAUUCAAUCUCAAAUACAAUCCUAUUGGAGAAUCGAGACUACGAGAAAUCUUCUUGAAGACGGACAAUUACAUCUCUGGUCGAUAUCUGGCUGAGCUCACAAAAGAGGUAAUGACGGAUCUUGAGCAGAGUAAAUAUCAAAACUGCGAAUGGCGAGUUAGCAUCUACGGGCGCAAGGCGGAUGAGUGGGAUAAGCUUGCAAGAUGGAUUGUCCACAACAAGCUGUACUCGCACAACGUCCGCUGGCUCAUCCAAAUCCCGCGUCUGUACGAUGUUUACAAGCAAAACGGGUCUAUCGAGACCUUCGAGGAUGUCGUGCAAAACGUUUUCAGACCAUUGUUCGAGGUCACGCGCGACCCAUCGUCUCAUCCCGAGCUGCAUGUCUUUCUGCAGCGUGUCAUCGGCUUUGACACCGUGGACGACGAGUCGAAAGCUGAACGGAGAUUCCACAGGAAGUUUCCAUACCCGCGGCUGUGGAAUGCGAAGGAGUCGCCUCCGUAUUCAUACUGGGUAUACUACAUGUUCGCAAACAUGGCCAGUCUGAACCAUUGGCGGCGAGCUAGGGGAUUCAAUACCUUCGUCUUCCGGCCCCAUAGCGGAGAAGCAGGAGAUACAGACCAUCUGACGUCCGCCUUCCUGACGGCGCACUCCAUCUCCCACGGCAUCCUCCUCCGCAAAGUGCCUGCUCUCCAAUACCUGUUCUACCUGAAGCAAAUUGGGCUUGCGAUGAGUCCUCUGAGCAACAAUGCUUUGUUCUUGACAUACGAGCGCAAUCCCCUACCGGACUUUUUCAAAGUAGGAUUGAACGUCAGCCUGAGCACCGAUGACCCGUUGCAGUUCCAUUUCACCAAGGAACCACUAUUGGAGGAGUACAGCGUCGCGGCUCACAUAUACAAGCUACCACAAAGCUCCCUUGCCGAGCUCGCGCGCAAUUCGGUGAUUCAGAGCGGGUUCGAGAUGGAACUCAAACGACACUGGCUGGGACAAUACUGGUAUCUGCCUGGAGCUGCCGGUAACGAUAUCAACAAGACGGACGUGCCGAACCUGCGACUGGAGUACAGACGACAGACAAUGGUGGAAGAGCUUUCUAUGAUCAAUGGCGCAAGCACCAUACAAGCUGCAUAGCUCUUGUCUUAAGGACAGCGGAUACCAUAUACAAUUCAUGCCCUUUUAUACCUCACGAUCCGUGUUGAUUACCGAUGGACUAAUAUAACUCACGAAACUUACGGUCAGGAUGCCAGGUCAAACAGAGUAGAGGUUGCGAUAUGUACAGAGGAUACUGCAGUGGUCCUACAAGUUCGCCUAUCU
Messenger RNA from Laetiporus sulphureus 93-53, 2705 nucleotides. Its product is annotated as AMP deaminase. Gene Ontology annotation, molecular function: AMP deaminase activity. Gene Ontology annotation, cellular component: cytosol. Gene Ontology annotation, biological process: IMP salvage; AMP metabolic process. The record is from RefSeq and is a predicted model, not a curated record. The transcript is spliced from 15 exons. Bases 147 to 2522 code for a protein of 791 amino acids. NCBI's taxonomy places the organism in Eukaryota, Fungi, Basidiomycota, Agaricomycetes, Polyporales, Laetiporaceae.